GCUUUCACUUAAAGCUUUCCUGCUUCUUUCGGUCUCUUGCUUGGCGUCUCUCGCCGCGGCUAGUCCUGUAGAGCUUGCUCAGAUGGAAACCAGAGCAACAACAACGAUCUGCGCCGUGUCCGGUAUCAAGAAGGGUACCGAUGGAACCCACCAAGGAGAUGCCUGUACCUCUUGCAGCGCUAGCUGCACCAGGGUGUCGGGACAGCCUGACUGUUGUACUUAAAUAAGUUAGAAGUGUUGAGCUCAAAUAUGGAAAUAUUUGAAAAGGAAUUUGGGUUAUAAAUAAUUAAAUAUAGGAGUGGCUGGUAA
Pyricularia grisea is the source of this 309-nucleotide messenger RNA. RefSeq lists its product as uncharacterized. The transcript is spliced from 2 exons. The coding region runs from base 83 to 223 and encodes 46 amino acids. The record is from RefSeq and is a predicted model, not a curated record. NCBI's taxonomy places the organism in Eukaryota, Fungi, Ascomycota, Sordariomycetes, Magnaporthales, Pyriculariaceae.